Molecule: messenger RNA, 319 nt
Organism: Paramecium sonneborni
Lineage: Eukaryota; Ciliophora; Oligohymenophorea; Peniculida; Parameciidae
Source: the annotation of a GenBank genome assembly
AUGAAGAAUUUACAAGAAAUGUUUUAAGAUUCAGAGGACAACUAUAUUAACCAAUACUGCACACCUGUAAGGAUUUUAGGGUAAGGGGCAUUCUCAGUAGUGGUUGCAGCUUAGAAUUAGUUGUCAAAUAAAUCAGUAGCGAUAAAAAUAAUUGAGAAAUAGAAUUUUGAUGUUUAGCAAUUAGAAGUCUUGAGAAAAGAAGCUCAACUACUUAGUUAAUUACAACAUCAUAAUAUUGUUCGUGCUACAUUUGUAUUUUAAAACAUGAAUAAUAGAAUAAAGAAACAAAGAACAAACUAUAUAUAAUGAUGGAUCUCAU